Molecule: messenger RNA, 660 nt
Organism: Pelecanus crispus (Dalmatian pelican)
Lineage: Eukaryota; Metazoa; Chordata; Aves; Pelecaniformes; Pelecanidae
Source: RefSeq, a predicted model, not a curated record
GAGGUUUACUUUGAAAUGCAUGAAGAUAAAAUAUGCAGAGCUAUAGCACAAAUGCUUUUGCAAAAUGCAGUUAAAUUCAAUCUGUCAGAGUUUCAAGAAGUCUGGCAACAAAGUGUCCCUGAAGGGAUGACAACAAGGCUUGAUCAGCUUAAGGGCUUGGCUCUUGUGGAUAAAAGCUCAAGACCAGAGACCAUCUUUCUGCUAAAAGUAGAAGACUUACCUGAAGACAAUCAGGAAAGAUUCAACAGCUUAUUCAGCAUACGGGAAAAGUGGACAGAAGUGGAUAUUACCCCUUAUAUACAAGACUUAUGUGCAGAGAAGCAGACAGUUGGUGCUCUUCUGACAAAAUAUGCUCGCUCCUCAGUGCAGAAUGGCGUUAAAGUUUAUAAUUCUAGAAGACCCAUCUCAUAACAACUAUUGUUUUAAGUACUGAGAAUACUGAAUGGAGUAACAGUGAAUGUUGCUCGUUGCUGCCUUCUGGGGAAAGUUGUCGUCAGCCGGUAUGAUUCAGUGUUCUUGAGUUUAAGCAGCUAAGCUUCUUGAAUGAGUUCUGUUUUCUGCUCAGCCAGGUAGAAUGUGAGGGCACUUGCCUCUUCUAAGAAACUAUAGUGUCAGCAGCCUUUGCCUGUCUUCCUUUGCCCAUCGUUUUUUUCCUUUGUG